AUGGGGUUCCCCUCGGGUAUCGUUGUGGUCCUGAAGCGCGACUGGACUCCCAUCAGUCGGAUUCGCAAAAGGUACGAAUUUGACGGCUCAGGUCGCCUUUUCUUUCCAGAACUCAUUGUUCUGCAAAAAGACGCCAUUGCCUGGCUUCCAAGACAAGAGUCCUUCCGGAAAGCCGGUGACUAUCGCGAAUGGGUCUACAUCGCACUCUAUUAUCCGUCUCUACCGGUUCUCUUGGAUGCAAAUGGAAGCGGGAGUAUUCAUUGGGAUUCCUUGGAGGGCUACGAACACCCGUAUGAUGAGCGCCUGGUCGAGAUUCCUGUCUCCCAUCUCAGCGCUGAAGUCUUUAUCCUUCGAGAUUUCGUGCCUAGAGUGCCUGAAUACGAUGCUCUAGCUGCCCGAUAUCCUCCUGGAGAAGUAGGCAUCUUCUUGAAGGGCGAUAUAGCCACGCACGAGGACUUCUCCAUGCACCCUCCCAUGAUUCUCAGGCCUUGUGAGUCUUCUGCGAGUGGCGGUCAAAGGCGACAGCCGGGAGUAGCUUCGACUACGCUCACAUCGAAGUCAGUCGAGCCUCACUCAGGGCCCUUGUUGCCUUACAUCCAGGCUUCGACUGACCUCGAUCGCAAGGCACCACCGAACUUUCCACACGUGACACCCUACCUCCACCACCUUCAAUGGAGUACACAUAGGAAGAAGCCUUCAUAG
Molecule: messenger RNA, 702 nt
Organism: Colletotrichum paranaense
Lineage: Eukaryota; Fungi; Ascomycota; Sordariomycetes; Glomerellales; Glomerellaceae
Exons: 3
Coding region: 1-702 (233 amino acids)
Source: RefSeq, a predicted model, not a curated record